This is a messenger RNA of Blepharisma stoltei, 5507 nucleotides long. NCBI's taxonomy places the organism in Eukaryota, Ciliophora, Heterotrichea, Heterotrichida, Blepharismidae. The record is from the annotation of a GenBank genome assembly.
AUGAAUAAGGUUAAGAAGAAUUUAGAAGAUGGCCAUCAUCUUUUCUUAGGUAAAAGUGCAUCACAAAAAAUAGAGAAAGCCUGGAAGCACAUUUGUUCAUGCUUGUUAGAAAUUUAUGAGCCUCGAUAUGAUAGAAAAGUACCAAUGCGAACCCAAUUGCUCAUGGAAAUUUUAUUGAAUUCUAUAAUGACUAUACAAUCGGUUUCUAUGUUUUGAUAUCCUGAAAUACCCCUUCGCAAUUGAGAAUCAUACUCAACAUUUUGAGAGUAUCUUUCUUUUUUUAAUUACGAUAGCUUAUGUGAGAAAUUUGGAAUAUUUAAUUACUGCUUCCUCAGCCAUGUUUUGGUUAUUUCGUAUUCAUUUUUGAUUGUGGUGACAUAUAUUAUCUUAAAAUACCUUACUCCCCCUUCGUGAGCGAACAUAAAUAUUUUGUUCGCUAGCGGGAAUAAACUUUAUAGUAUUUUUUUUUUCGAAAUAUAAAAUAAAAAUUGGAAAGUAAAAAUAAUUUAAUUUGCAAAUUUCGUUUUAAAAUGAAUAUUGUUUUAAAAUUCAAUAGAAUUAGCUAGAGAUUUCAUUAUACUAAUUAUAAAUAUUAUUUUAUUCGCUCACUGAGAGCAGGUUUUUAUCCAAAAAUUAGGGGUUUUCCAAUUGUUAAUUUUGCUCAAAGGGAAGAGAUAGUAUUAGCAUACCAAAAUUUUUUAUUUUUUCUUGUAGAAAAGUAAUAUCAAUUUUAUCAUCUUUUGCGAUGAUUCCAACAGCUAUUAUCCCUUGCAUAAAUUUUAUUUUGCUUAUUUAUGGUAAAUUGAUUUUAAAAUGCCAAAAAUAUUUUAACAUACCAUAGACUCAGUUUUAUAUAUAAUGACAUGUCAAAAUUUUUUUGACAUUUUAAAAUGAAUUUACCAUAAAUAAGCAAAAUAAAAUAUUAGCAAUACAUUAUAUAAUAUUUCUUGUAGUUUUCAAAUAUUCAACCUUUAGAAAUUAUCAUAAAGCGCAGGAAUAUUACGAAAACAUCAUCAGCGAUUUUGAUUAUGGUAUUCCAGGAACGAUUUUUAGCUCGAUCUGCUUUUGCAUUUUAAUUCUCCUUAUCUUUGCAAAUGAAUUGUUUACAGCUGAUCUUAAACACUAUCGCUCUAAAAGAAAUAUAAAAGCAAGGUCAAAUUCUUUAUGGGAUUUAUAUUGACUUAUGUUUUGCAUUAUUCAAUGAAUAAUGUUCGUUUUCACCGAUAAAGCUUGAAUCGUUUAUUAUUGAGUAGUCUUACUUUUAAUUUCUUUAUACUUAUCAAGCAGAAUGUUUAGAUAUUUACAUUACUAUAAUCCUAUAGAAAAUUCAAUUCAAGCUUGCAAAAUAAGCCAAAUUUGCUGUUGCUUGGUUAUAUUUAUAAUUGGCUAUGCGAAAGAUGAUAUAAUGACGAUUACAUUAUUAUGCAUUUUUUUACCACCACUAGUCAGUGUGUUUAUAGCAGUCAGAAUUCAUAAAAAAUAUGCUAAUCUUAAGGAGCAAAAGUAUACAUAUAAUCGAUAUAAUUUUGAAAAGUCCAUUAGACAUUUAUUAGUUGAAAAAAAUCCUGCAAAUCAAGGGCGAGUUCUUCAAUUAUUUUCCCAAUGUGCCAAUCAGAGAAACAUAGGAGUUUUUUUUCUGUAUGGCCCGAUAAGGGCCGUGGGUUCUCCGUGGAAUCCCUCUGCUAGUUGAACCAACCAGUGAAUUGGUCAAACCAACGCACUGAGUUGGUUUGACCAACAGAGGGAUUCCACGGAGAACCCACGGCCCUUAUCGGGCCACAUAGGGAAAACUCCUAUAUGCUAUCAAGUGGAAUUUUAAUCGUGUGAGAAGCGAAUUUCUGCAUUUGUGUAGCUAAAGAUAGCAGACUUGGGAGAGUUAAAUUGACCAAGUUAUCCUUAUCGAAAUCAAGUAUUGAGACGACCAUACAAAAAAGCCGUAUUUUAAAGAAAUUAGAGAGGAAAAAUGUGAGGGUUUUAUCAGAAAUAGAAUAUUUGGAUUAUUUGACAAAAAUUACAAAAGUAAAAAGAUAUGACGAGGAUAUUUGCUAUACGUUGCUAGAUUUAUGGAGCGAAAUAGGCAGAAAUAACCCAGGAAUAAUGAAGCUUCGGUAUUUCACUGAAGAGGUUUUUUACCUUUGUUCAAAACUAAGGAAGCUAUACAGCUCUCUUGCAGAGAAAAACAAAUAUCCUGAAGUCAACGAGCUCUAUGGAAUGUUUCUCAUGAACAUCCUUGGAGAAUAUGAAGAAGGAAAUCUGAUUCUCAAAAGAAAAAACCAUAUAAAGGAGUUUAAUUCACUAGUGGAAAGCCAUUCAAAACUCACAGAUUAUGGAGAAAAUGUUGGUGCUGUGUUGAUAUCUUUGCAUCCAGAUUCUUUUGGAAAGAUUUCUUAUAUUAAUGAAAAAGCAGCAGUUUUAUUAAAAGUUUCUUCAACUGACAUAAUUGGAGCUGAUUUUAGUAUUUUCAUUCCGAAGCCUUUUUCAUUCUCCCACAAUGAAAAAAUGAAGAAUUGUUAUAAAUUCUGCAUCAGUACAGUACUAGAAAAGCCGCACUCAUUGGUCUUGGCUGACCAUAAGGGGUACUUAUUUAAGUGUGAAAUUCUAAUUAAGCUUACUGCGUUUAAAGACAAGUCUUACUUUAUGGUUUCUUUCAUUCAAAAAUUUACAAAGCGGCAAGCUAUUCUGAUAUCAGAAGAAGGAGAAGUAUAUGGCCAUACAAUGCAUUUGUUGCCUUUAUUAGGGCUAGGCCAAGGAAUUCUUUCAGGCUCUCAUAUUUCUUCUUUAUUCCGCCGAAUUGAUUUGAAGUCUAUGUUUUUAUUUGAGCCUUAUAUAAUUGAAGAAAAUAAUACAGAAUUUGCUUUAGUCCAUACCACUAAACUCAUAAAGCAAACUGCUGUCCAUCUAAUUCUUGUAAUUUAUGAUAAAAAUGAAAUUGAAAUAUGAAAAAGCAAGCAAGCAGAUGAACAACUUGACCACUACAAUGAAGCCUCCCCAAUUCUGAGCACAACGGUAACCAGAUCCUACGAAAGAUUCAGCAUAAACUUCACAAAUCAUACGAACAGCCAGACAACUUAUCCUGAUAGAGCCCUAACUACGAAUUACCAUGAAAAAACCUUUGACACAACUGACGACGCAAAAUCUACCACUCAGGCUCUCUCUUAUUCACAAUCAUUUUUAUCCCGUAUUUUUUAUAUAGAAGCAACUUUUCGGUUCAAUAAAAGAACCCAUGCAUCAAUAAUAAGGUUUCAAUGGAUCUUGCUCUUUGCUAUUGUUUCUAUGAUUGGCACUAAUUCUGGGAUUUUAGUAUAUAUCAUUGCAGAGGUAACACAUACCAAUUCAUUGAAUAUAUUUAAUCACAUUGGACAGAUCAUGUUUCAUGUUGGAAGUGCAGCUGAUGUGGUGAGAUCAAUUGAUUUGGAAAUUAGCGAAGGCAAGUAUAAUCUGACAAGGGAUUUAGGACUAUUAAACCAAUCAGCUAACGGUCUAUUGAGUUUACAAAUUGAGGUACUUAACGAUACUGAAAAAUGAAGCAGCUGCUCAAAUACAGAGAUGUUUAAAGAAAGUGUGAUCCCAAUAUGAAGUUUUGAUAAUGUCCAGCCUGAAUUGCAGUACUAUAAUUUAUAUGAUAUGAUCACCAUUUUUGUAAAAUAUGUACUUUCUAUUUAGAUGCAACAUUUGUAUAAAAAUGCCUAUACAAAAGAAGGAUAUAAAGAAGAUAUAAAAUGGCUGAUCAUUAAUAGCCUAACUUUUCCAUAUGGUUAUAUAAAUUUGCUCUUGUCUAGCAUUGUAGACUGCGAAAAAGGUAGAGUUAACGACACGAGUACAACAAUUAAUAUCUUACUGUUUAUAAAAAAUUUAAGUUUAAUUUUAUAAGGUCAUAAGCGGACCACUAACCUAGCUAUUUGAUAUAGACCAUUCUAACCUAAAAAUUAACUCCCUACGAGCUAUUCUUACGGAUAUCAUUUAUCCUAAUAGGCGAAGGAUGCUUAGCUCAUCUGACAAAGACAUGAAAACCUUUAGAGAGAGAGCCAACCGAACAGCGUGACAUAGAAAUUUGAAUUCAGCACAAUUGGAUGUUCCUUCUUGCUCCGUAGUGAGGCGCCUUUGAGUCCAUCACUAUUUUAUUUCUCCUUCUGUUUAUGGGAAUGCUUAUUCUUGGAGUCUGUUUAACAGCUCUUAUAUAUUUUACAGUAUGUUUAAAAAUUGUAUAUGAAAAAUUUUGGGAUUCUCUGAAGAAAUCGGUUAUUUCUGCUUAUAUUGCUCUAAAGCAAACAGCAAUGGAUAGAUUGUUUUAAAUAUUUUUAGUUUCAUAAUAUAAGCCCAUUUACUUCUAAAAUAAUAUACAGAACAUUACCAAAUUUUUGCUAAUGCAAGGAUUUUGCUCGAGAUUGGCCAUUUGGUUUACGAAAUAAAUACUGUAAGCCAAAAUGCCAUUCUCCAAGGCUGAAGCCUCCUAUCAGCAAUUUCUUGUGCUGUUCAUGGUGAGUAUAAGGCUGUAUAGUCUAUCCCUGGAAUCAUUUGAAUUAGCUUUCUAGAUAUUAUGAGCAGUAGCCCACUGGAAAAAUGAGAUUGAUAAGAGUGAUACAAAAUGAGAAAAUCUUAUGAAAAGCAGAUGAUUUCAAUGCAUUUUUAUUAUUUACGUGUAUAGAUUGUCAUCAGUUCAUGGAAUUGAGCUGAGCCAAGAUGACAGUAUGACAUUAAAAAAUAUCAAUUCAACGACCUUUCACAUCCAGACUACACUUACCUGGAAAUUCAGUUGAAGAUUAAGCUUUUUCGGCGCAAUUUCCUUAUCUUUUUAUCUCUUAAUAAUGCUUUACUUCUACAAAACCUGCCAAACCUAUAUGAUCAACCGUCCAAAGCUGUUGCAAAAUUUUAAUACAAGACGUUCCUUAUUAUCCAGAAUCGGCUUGUAUGCGAGAGAUAUUAAUAAUCCUGUAAACAAAGAAAUUUACCCAGAUUCCUAUAGUUUUUCGAACUCAUCAAUUGAACUUCAAGAUUUAAUAUCCCAAUAUGACACUGAGUACAAACAAAUGCGAUCCAAUAAUUUAUUAGACUUGUAUUCAGAUGAUCUAAAAGCCCGGCUGUUUGAAGAUCUCGACACAUCAGCCGACAUUAUGAAAUACGGAACUGCUGCAGCUGCAAGCGCAGUCAUUUUUGACGCUUAUUAUAUCGGUGGGACUGGUGGAAUCAAGACUGAAAAAGAAAUUUCUGAUUUCAUUUCGAAUUUUACUGCUCUUCAAGAGGCGAUGGCUCUGAGUUUUACAAAGGUCGAUCAAUGCUCUAAAGAUGUGAUUUCAGCACAGCUAGAUUUAAUUAUUGAUAUUACUGUAGCCUUUUCAGUUGGGCUGCUUUUGCUUUAUUUUUGUUAUUAUUUGCCAUUUUUGAAGAAACAAAUUAAUUUCUUAACGAAAACAAAAAUUCUGCCGAAAAUGAUACCGAUUUUGAUUACUGAAAAAAGAUUUGAGGAUUUUCCUAAGAAAAGCAACCUUAGUAAGCCUGGAUUAUAUUAA